AUGCCUGGUGGCCCGAACCCCCCACUGAGCGUUAUAGCUUCGUGGCCGCCUCCGAACUAUGUAAAUCCAGAAGGAAGAGGAAGAGUGACAUCCAAUAUCGCAUUCGUCCUGACACCGAUUACCUUUUUUACCGUUUUCUCAAGACUGUGGGUUCGAUUCUAUAUGCAGCGCAAUGCUGGUUGGGAUGACUGGCUUACGGUUGUUGCACUUCCACUCGUCAUGACUUUGGCUGUUCUUAUCCCAUGGACUGCAGACAAAUAUCACAGCGGAGUACAUAUAUGGGAUGUCGACGUCUCCUUGUUCGAGACCCAAAGAAAGCUCAUCUUGUCCAUAGAGAUCCUCUUUGUCCUCGGCACAGGGCUUAUCAAAGUUUCCAUCCUUCUCUUCUUCCGUCGCCUGGGAUCGCGCGGCACAUCCAAAGCCUUCAGAAUCACCACCUGGGUUGCAAUCGGGGUUCAAAUCGCGUCCACGAUUGCUUUCUUCAUCAGUCCGCUUCUUGGAUGCAGACCUAUCUCUGGUUACUGGGAGCAGUCGAACGUCCUGAACAUAGCGCUAGGAAAAAAAUUCAACUGCAAUGAUGAAGGCGCUGCCAUGGCAGUCGCUGGCAGCAUUUCCACGGCGCAAGACGUAAUCUGUGCUCUACUACCCAACUUUAUCUACUGGAAAGCUAAAAUCCCAUUUCGACAAAAAGCAGCCCUGAUGGCAAUAUUUGCCACUGCUUAUGUAGCAGCAGUAUUUGGGGCUUUGCGAACUUAUUCCACUUACGUUCUUUUCUUUGAGACUUACGAUGUUUCCUGGCAACUCUGGGAGAUUUGGAACUGGACCCUCCUCGAGCUUCAUAUUGGUGUGAUUUGCGCAAAUGCCCCUGCGCUCAAGGUCUUCGUGAAGCGGUACCUCAACGUUAAAUCUUUAGUGUCCAAGGGCCAAGACGGCGAGCCAAGCAAACAGCACCCCCUCAGGAAAAUCCAGAGCAAAACUGGCCUUGUGGAAGAACUCAUUCGCGAACCAUGGAUAUUAUUCACAACCAACGCAACUGUCUGUUCAUGA
Bipolaris maydis ATCC 48331 is the source of this 1047-nucleotide messenger RNA. The record is from RefSeq and is a predicted model, not a curated record. Lineage: Eukaryota; Fungi; Ascomycota; Dothideomycetes; Pleosporales; Pleosporaceae.